UCCCCGGCCCCUCCAGCGCCCAGGGGCCGACGCUGGGACGGGCAAGGCCGUGGUGCCGGCUUCUCGGGUCCAAUGGCGCGGCCUUCGCCUCCGCUUCCUGUGCGGGGACCAGGAGAGGCCAGACCCGGCCGGAGAAGGGGAAGGAGACCGAGGGCGGUGAAGUUCGGGGACGUGGCCUUGUACUUCUCCCGGGAGGAAUGGGGGUGUCUGCGGCCCGCGCAGAGGGCCCUAUACCGGGACGUGAUGCAGGAGACCUACGGCCACCUGGGCGCGCUCGGCUGCGCAGGUCCCAAACCAGCCCUCAUCUCCUGGUUGGAACGAAAUACUGAUGAUUGGGAAACGGCUGCCCUGGAUCCACAGGAGUGCCCAAAAGGGGUAGCAGUCCAAAGAAAAACCAGAAAGAAGAAUGAAGAGAAGGAAGUAUUCCCACCUAAGGAAGCGCCCCGAAAGGGGAAGCGUGGUCGGCGGCCCAGCAAACCCCGCCUGAUUCCCCGGCAGACCUCAGGAAGUCCCAUCUGCCCUGACUGUGGUUGUACCUUUCCCGAUCACCCAGCCCUGCAGAGCCACAAGUGUGCCCAGAAUCUGAAAAAGCCUUACCCUUGCCCGGACUGUGGGCGCCGCUUUUCCUACCCGUCCCUGCUGGUCAGUCAUCGGCGGGCACACUCUGGGGAAUGUCCCUACGUUUGUGACCAGUGUGGCAAGCGGUUCUCCCAGCGCAAGAACCUCUCCCAGCACCAGGUCAUCCACACAGGCGAGAAGCCCUACCAUUGUCCUGACUGCGGCCGCUGCUUCCGGAGGAGUCGGUCCUUGGCCAAUCACCGGACCACGCACACGGGUGAAAAACCCCACCAGUGCCCGAGCUGCGGGCGUCGCUUCGCCUACCCCUCCCUGCUCGCCAUCCACCAGCGUACACACACCGGAGAGAAGCCCUACCCCUGCCUGGAAUGCAACCGACGCUUCCGCCAGCGCACUGCCCUGGUCAUCCACCAGCGCAUCCACACGGGCGAGAAGCCCUAUCCGUGCCCAGACUGCGAGCGGCGCUUCUCGUCCUCCUCUCGCCUGGUCAGUCACCAGCGGGUGCACUCCGGGGAACGUCCCUACGCCUGCGAGCACUGCGAAGCCCGCUUCUCCCAGCGCAGCACACUGCUCCAGCACCAGCUCUUGCACACGGGAGAGAAGCCGUACCCCUGCCCGGACUGCGGCCGCGCCUUCCGACGGAGCGGCUCCCUCGCCAUCCACCGCAGCACGCACACGAAGGAGAAGGAGAAGCUGCACGCGUGUGAUGACUGUGGUCGCCGAUUCGCCUACCCCUCACUGCUAGCCAGUCACCGGCGCGUCCACUCGGGCGAGCGGCCCUACGCCUGCGACCUGUGCUCCAAGCGCUUUGCCCAGUGGAGCCACUUGGCUCAGCAUCAGCUCCUGCACACGGGGGAGAAGCCCUUCCCCUGCCUGGAGUGUGGCCGCUGCUUCCGCCAGAGGUGGUCUCUGGCGGUCCACAAGUGUAGCCCCAGCGUCCAGAACUGUGGCCCUAGAUCUGCCAUAGGGGCGCCUAGCCAGAAAGGCCAGGCCCUUUAGAAGGGGAGGGACUGUGUAAGUUCAUUUCACUUCAUGGAGGGGGCCCAGAAAAGGGAAGGAGCCCCCUGAUCAUACAGAUCAGAGUCAGAACUAAACCCUGUUGCUAUACAGAGCUGAAGUUUAGUGUAUUCUACCAUGCUGGCUGCCUUAAUACAUGUAUCUAGAACAGACAGCCUCAGGAAGGAGAGGGGACAUUAUGCGGUAAAAAUUUUCCAACCUGCCCUGUCCUAAAGGACUUGCUCUGUGUGGGGUAUCAGGCUAAAGGUUCUCCCCAUCUCAUUUAGGGGCUGUGUUUUCUAGUUUGUGCAUGCAGUCAGGAGGAUCCCAUUCAUGGGGUGCAAGAUCUUCCCCCUCCUCUGCCUCUUCUUCCCUGCUAGGUUUAAGACAAACUUGGUUUAGCCCCCUUUUGACAGUAUUCCUGCCAAGUGAUCUGCCCUUUAAAACCUCCCUUAAUGCAGCUCACUACCUCACAAGGCGGGUCCUUUCACUGUGGCAUAGCUCUGACCUUUAGAAGGCCCUUACGUACUACAUUCUCCUUCCCUGGAAGCCUUGCCCAGAAUAUGUUUAAAACUUGAUCUACGCGGCAGCCCUUCAGAAAACUUAAUCACAGAUAUGUUUCCAUGUUUUCAGGUUCAGUUCAGUUGCUCAGUCGUGUCUGACUCUUUGCAACCCCAUGAAUCGCAGCACGCCAGGCCUCCUUGUUUUCAGGUUAAAUAGCAUUAAUUUGGUCAAUCAUUCCUAAAAGACAGGCUUUCAGUUCCCACACAUGAUCUCUCCCCAGGCAGGUCCUGGUUUUUCGAUGUCUUUUUAAAAGAGUCAUACAAAAUAAGCCAGCAUCAUAGUGUGCACUAUACCUCCUUGGUCUGGACUUGUUUGAAGAGGUCUAGAUUGUACUGGAUUGGAGGUGGUGACAGUGUACCAGGGCUUUAUUGGGUUGCAGACACCUAUAUAUCUAAGCUGUUUUUUUAAACCACAUGCUUAAGUCUUCUGCACCCUGCGUUUGGAAGUUUGGUUCAAGGUAGGUCUGGGACAUAAGCACAGGUGAGCUUUGGGAGACUGAUUUUAAGGAAAAGCAGGGUGGGGGAGCUGUGGUCUAGCAGCAAGAAGUAAAACCAGGACCAGCUUGUACUUUAUCUGGUGGAUUUGAAUUUCUUGGGAACUGGGUUUCACUCCCCCGAUUCUCAUGAGAAUAAGGAAACACUAGUAUAGAACCUUCUGUUGAUUCCUCUGUCAGCAUCUUUCAUGAAAUGAGGCAAGGCAAUUCAGGAAAGUUAGAAAGUUAGAUAAUUGAAUAUGAAGCAGAAGUCUAGUCAUCAAGUUGUGUUCGUGUCUGCCUCCCUCACAGAAGCUCCAUAUGGCAGCAGCAACAUGUUUUAACCUUUGAUAUGCCUUCAUGGCACCCAUCCCUAAGUAGGUGCUCAGUAAAGCUUUACUGAAUUAAUUAAACAAGGCCUACCACUUGGCCUUGGGGAGCUGCACCAAAUUGGAAUUUCCAAACAUGAUGUAUAGUCCAACCCUUGGAGUCUUUGAUCCUCCUAUCCUGCUUCUUCCCUCAUGUCUUCUGCCAUCAGCCCCAAGGGUGUGUGGCUGGGGCAGAGUGUUUGUAAUUACCUCUGUUCUGGUUUUUAGCAAGUUGAAUUGUAACUGUUUCUUCUUGGAUUGAUGGGCUACCCCAAAGCAGAGGUCAUAUCAGAUUGGGAUUCAUUAAAAUGUCUGA
Messenger RNA from Budorcas taxicolor (takin), 3292 nucleotides. Its product is annotated as zinc finger protein 689. Lineage: Eukaryota; Metazoa; Chordata; Mammalia; Artiodactyla; Bovidae. Gene Ontology annotation, molecular function: DNA-binding transcription repressor activity, RNA polymerase II-specific. The record is from RefSeq and is a predicted model, not a curated record. The coding region runs from base 73 to 1575 and encodes 500 amino acids. The transcript is spliced from 3 exons. Gene Ontology annotation, biological process: negative regulation of transcription by RNA polymerase II.